Messenger RNA from Penicillium subrubescens, 1197 nucleotides. RefSeq lists its product as uncharacterized. The record is from RefSeq and is a predicted model, not a curated record. Bases 1 to 1197 code for a protein of 398 amino acids. NCBI's taxonomy places the organism in Eukaryota, Fungi, Ascomycota, Eurotiomycetes, Eurotiales, Aspergillaceae. The transcript has a single exon.
AUGGCCGAUUACUCUAACUACCGUUCUCAACAACCGCAAGCCUCUUCAACAGGCUCGCAAUGGAUUCCCGAAAAUGCGCCUAGUCAACCUUUCACCGUUCAAAUGCAAGACUGGAUUCGUGCUUUCCCUCGACCCCGACACAAUCGGGUCAUGAAGCCCCGUAGUGCGGGGAACAGCCCUUCGUCGGCCAUCCGGAGACGCACCGCCGUUGCUCAGAACGCCAUGCAUGGAAUCCCCAAUCAGUAUCACCAGUCAUCCUUGGAGGCGGCCAUCCUCGCCUCGACCACACGAAAUUCUCGACCGACCUCCUGGCAUCCCUCCUCGGCCAGGUCCCGUGGGCUCUCCAACCCAGUCUGCCUGCCGGAUUAUGCCUCGGAGAACUUCGUCAUGACCACUAUGUCAGACCAGCCUAUGAACUGUCUACCGACGGACAGCAUGAUGUCCUAUCCGGUCUCCGCGGGACCUACUUUCCCAACUGAGUAUUUCCCCGCAUAUUCGGAUCUGCAGGAGUCUAUGCCCUUCCCGCAACAGACAUCAUCGCUUUCCAUGGCUGGCUCGCAGGUCGAGCCGAUCACUUGGGAUACCACCGCCAAUACCGACUAUUCGGCAAUGUAUCAGCCUUCCGAUACCUGGUCCCUGGAUAUGCUUUCGAUGGCCAACAACAUUCCUCCGGCAGAGACAACCUGCCCUAGCUACGCUAGUGUACCCUCUCCCGGUGAAAUGAGUGGUCCAUCGACACCAGACUUCUUGCCCAUUCAACAUUUUGACGACGAACCAUCAUUCGCUCAGAAGAAAGCCGGCAAGCCUGAGGAAGAGCUUGUAGGUAUGGGCCUCUACAUCCAGCCCAACGCUCUUGGUCAAGUUCACCAGGAAACACCCGGCAAAGGUCUGAAACUGGAGGAGACUUUUUCGCCAUCUGACGAUGAGGACGAUGAGGCGGAUGCCGAGGGCGAGAUUGAUGAGGAAGUGAACGUUCCCGGGCCAACUCAGCCACAAUUCAGCCCACAAGAGCAGCUCCCCAUUGCACAGCACUCGAACUUCUCAAUCCCGAAACAGUCCUCUAAGCAAGCUCUCAACCUCUUGCACAAGUCCUUCUUCUUUGAUCACGACGAUUCUGAUCAGCACGCCAUGGCUGCUGGGCAGCCAUUCACCAACCUGAACCAACCCUGCAUGACCUAUGGCUACGGAUGGGUCUGA